CAGUUGCGGUAAACUGAGCACGUCCCAGCAGCAACUUGAAUUAAUCAUAUGCAGGAGGAGGGAAAAUAGAGCGCCUUUUUCUCAGAGCUCCAGGUUGCACUGGCUGCACUGGAGCCCGGAAACCGCAGAGGGAAAUUUCUGCUGAUGGAGGACCCCGAGAAGAAGCUGAACCAGAAGAGUGACGGCAAACCCCGGAAAGUACGAUUUAAGAUCUCCUCCUCCUACAGCGGCCGCGUGUUGAAGCAGGUCUUUGAGGAUGGGCAGGAAUUAGAAUCACCAAAGGAGGAGUAUCCUCACAGUUUUCUCCAAGAGUCCCUUGAGCCAAUGGAUGGUGUUUACGGGUCUGGGGAAGCCCCCAAGCCCCGGCCAUACUCCCCCAAGCUGACUGCUCAAAGGAUCAGCGUGUUUAGAGAGGGCAAUGCCUACACUCUGGCCGGCAGCCAGCCUUUCUUCAACGAUUACAAGGCAAAUGACCAUAAGUCCCCACCUAUUAUAGAUUUUGGAAAGAUAAUCAUCUACACGAAUAACCUGAAAAUCAUUCGAACCCCCAUGGACAAGAGAGACUUCAUGAGGAAGAUUCUCCAGAAGGAAGGAGAGGUUGAGGAAGAGUCUCUGAUGAGCAAAGAAGAAAUCUAUGGAAACAGUGACCAGAACAACGGGCCUCUGGCAGAGACAGAAAGCGCGUUCCCCCUCAACCAGUACCCACAGGAAGGGGAGCUUCCAGAUGACAACUGCUUUCACUGCCGAGGGUCGGGCAGUGCCACCUGCUCUCUGUGCCAUGGCAGCAAGUUCUCGAUGCUGGCCAACAGAUUCAAGGAGUCCUACCGGGCCCUGCGGUGCCCUGCCUGCAAUGAGAAUGGCCUGCAGCCUUGCCAGAUUUGCAAUCAAUAGCCUGGGGCUUUGUAUGUCUGCUUUUAUCACAUCCUUUCUAGAGUUAUUUCUAAUAAACUGCCCCCCGCUCUCCCUCUCCCAGCAAGGAAGCCACAGUAGCUGUGAUCUCUUCCACUCCUGGCAAAAAGAAAAAAAUAAACACUUGACUACUCAAUGGCAUCUCAGAGGCUGGUAACACCUCCAUGUGGGCCUAAGGGGCAGAGGCAUUUUCGAAUUAGAGCCAGCUUUGAAACUGGUUCUAAAAUUACCCUUCCAGGAAUGUGUGCUUGUAGCUCCCUUGACGUAGCUCAGUGUUCUCCUUGUGCUAGCGAACAGAUAGACAUCGACUUCAGGCAGCAGGCUGACGUUGUUUUUUGGUUGGGAGUUAUUUUGCAAACUUAG
Messenger RNA from Phyllostomus discolor (pale spear-nosed bat), 1272 nucleotides. RefSeq names its product glutaredoxin and cysteine rich domain containing 2 (gene GRXCR2). The transcript has 3 exons. The record is from RefSeq and is a predicted model, not a curated record. Bases 145 to 891 code for a protein of 248 amino acids. Gene Ontology annotation, biological process: sensory perception of sound. NCBI's taxonomy places the organism in Eukaryota, Metazoa, Chordata, Mammalia, Chiroptera, Phyllostomidae. Gene Ontology annotation, cellular component: stereocilium shaft; microvillus; stereocilium base.